Homo sapiens (human) is the source of this 2407-nucleotide messenger RNA. RefSeq names its product solute carrier family 5 member 4 (gene SLC5A4). The transcript is spliced from 17 exons. NCBI's taxonomy places the organism in Eukaryota, Metazoa, Chordata, Mammalia, Primates, Hominidae. Gene Ontology annotation, cellular component: plasma membrane; membrane. Bases 516 to 2357 code for a protein of 613 amino acids. The record is from RefSeq and is a predicted model, not a curated record. Gene Ontology annotation, biological process: proton transmembrane transport; transmembrane transport. Gene Ontology annotation, molecular function: proton transmembrane transporter activity; transmembrane transporter activity.
GUCAUUCCAAGCUCUCCUGCGUCAGCUUGUGUAGCUGGUUAGUACUGGCUUAGAGGAAAAAGAAAACGAGUCACUUCCUGAGCACACUGGAGUCUGGAAGCUUAGAGGAAAAGGAGGAGGAGCAACUUCAUUAGCACAGUGGAGGCUGGAGCCUGCCGUGGCUCACCUCGCUGCUGCCGUUGGUGCGGGCCAGGGAGACUAGAGCGCAGCCAGAAUGGCUUUCUUGGCUUUGCCUGCCCAGUUGUUUCAUGCCAGGAGGAGGAGCCGCCUGCUGGAGGCUGGAGCUUGUGGCACCACCGCUCGCCUCGCUGUGGUUGGUGGCGGCCAUGGAGACUAAAGACUCAGCGCUGGAGUGGUAGGAGGGCGGCAAUGAAAACUGAAGAGCACCAGAGCGGUGGCGCUGUGUGGAAGUUUAUGAAGAGACCUGGUCCGGAUCCAAGCUUUCUGUCCCCGUUCUACUUUCUGAAACGCCCACCAAAAGACACGGGCCCCUGGCAUCUCAUAACCACUCAGCGAUGCUGAAGACCAACCGAGGUACUAUAGGAGGCUUCUUCCUCGCUGGUCGUGAUAUGGCCUGGUGGCCGAUGGGCGCCUCUCUCUUUGCCAGUAACAUCGGCAGCAACCACUAUGUGGGGCUGGCUGGGACAGGAGCAGCUUCAGGAGUCGCCACCGUAACAUUUGAAUGGACUUCCUCAGUAAUGUUGCUGAUUCUUGGGUGGAUCUUUGUCCCUAUCUACAUCAAGUCGGGGGUGAUGACCAUGCCGGAAUAUCUCAAGAAGCGGUUUGGUGGGGAGCGACUCCAGGUCUACCUCUCCAUCCUCUCCCUCUUCAUCUGUGUGGUUUUGUUAAUUUCUGCAGACAUAUUUGCUGGAGCCAUAUUCAUCAAGCUGGCCUUGGGAUUGGACCUUUACCUGGCAAUCUUCAUCCUCUUGGCUAUGACUGCUGUUUACACCACCACUGGGGGCUUGGCCUCGGUGAUUUACACAGACACCCUCCAGACCAUCAUCAUGCUGAUUGGCUCUUUUAUUCUCAUGGGGUUUGCAUUUAACGAAGUUGGAGGUUAUGAGAGCUUUACCGAGAAGUACGUGAAUGCCACCCCAUCCGUAGUCGAGGGGGACAACUUGACAAUCAGUGCCAGUUGCUACACACCUCGGGCGGACUCCUUCCACAUCUUCCGAGAUGCUGUGACUGGGGACAUUCCAUGGCCAGGAAUUAUAUUUGGAAUGCCCAUUACAGCUUUGUGGUACUGGUGCACAAAUCAGGUCAUUGUGCAGCGCUGCCUGUGUGGCAAGGACAUGUCUCACGUGAAGGCCGCUUGCAUUAUGUGUGCUUACCUGAAGCUGCUGCCCAUGUUCCUCAUGGUGAUGCCGGGGAUGAUCAGCCGCAUCCUGUACACAGAUAUGGUAGCAUGUGUGGUACCUUCUGAAUGCGUGAAACACUGUGGCGUUGAUGUUGGCUGCACCAACUACGCAUACCCCACGAUGGUGCUGGAACUGAUGCCCCAAGGACUGCGAGGCCUGAUGCUUUCGGUCAUGCUGGCCUCUCUCAUGAGCUCCCUGACCUCCAUCUUCAACAGCGCCAGCACCCUCUUCACCAUUGACCUCUACACCAAGAUGCGGAAGCAAGCGUCGGAGAAAGAGCUCCUGAUAGCUGGACGGAUAUUUGUUCUUCUAUUAACUGUUGUGAGCAUUGUGUGGGUCCCACUGGUACAAGUUUCUCAAAAUGGACAACUAAUCCAUUACACAGAAUCAAUUUCUAGCUACCUUGGGCCUCCAAUUGCAGCUGUCUUUGUGCUUGCCAUCUUCUGUAAAAGAGUCAAUGAACAGGGAGCAUUCUGGGGUCUAAUGGUUGGACUUGCAAUGGGCCUCAUUCGUAUGAUAACAGAGUUUGCUUAUGGAACAGGGAGUUGCUUGGCUCCCAGUAACUGUCCCAAGAUUAUCUGUGGAGUGCACUAUCUGUACUUUUCCAUCGUUCUCUUUUUUGGGUCCAUGCUGGUCACCCUGGGAAUUUCCCUCUUAACAAAACCCAUUCCUGAUGUACAUCUGUACCGCCUGUGCUGGGUUCUUCGGAACAGUACAGAGGAGCGAAUCGAUAUAGAUGCAGAAGAGAAAAGUCAGGAAGAAACAGAUGAUGGUGUUGAAGAAGAUUAUCCUGAGAAAUCACGUGGAUGCCUCAAGAAAGCUUAUGACUUGUUCUGCGGUUUGCAGAAGGGACCCAAGCUAACCAAGGAGGAGGAGGAAGCCUUGAGCAAGAAGCUCACAGACACGUCUGAGAGGCCCUCGUGGAGGACAAUAGUGAACAUCAACGCCAUCCUCCUCCUGGCUGUGGUGGUCUUUAUUCACGGCUACUAUGCCUGAACUCUAUCUGAGCCAUUAGAAUAAUGAAUAAUUCUUAAUAAUGAACCAAA